Alternaria atra is the source of this 3438-nucleotide messenger RNA. RefSeq lists its product as uncharacterized. The transcript has a single exon. Bases 1 to 3438 code for a protein of 1145 amino acids. NCBI's taxonomy places the organism in Eukaryota, Fungi, Ascomycota, Dothideomycetes, Pleosporales, Pleosporaceae. Gene Ontology annotation, molecular function: protein binding. The record is from RefSeq and is a predicted model, not a curated record.
AUGCUCGAGCGUGCUUCGACAUGCCUCGAAUCCGGCGGACGCCAGCUCUUCCGUGCUCCGAAGCCAUGUCUACGCAGUCGGCGCACAAUACACUCAACCCUUUGGCACCACGGUGCAAGCGAUCUCAGUCUCCCGACCUGGUUGACCGCAACCCCGAUUUUCGAAAACACAGGUGGUGACGUGGAUGAUGGAGCGGCGAAGAAAGCUAGUACGGACGAAAAAAGUCAGGACUGUGUGUUGCUCGACUUUCUGUACCCAGAGAAGACGCUUGCGCUCCUUAAAAGGUCAUCCGUCAAACGACUCAAUACACUAGAGACAAGGCGACGGCAGCCGUAUGCGAUUGGAGUUCGCCAUUUCUCGACAAUACGAACGCAACCCCCGCACUACGAGGCACAAUUAGAUGGGGACGUGGUGGAACAGGCCAAAAAGGAGGCAGCAAAGCUACUGCGAGACUCGGAUGCAUACGUGGAGCUGCAAAAGUUUCUGAGAUCGCCACGACCUGGGGAGCAGGAGUUGGCGUGGCAGCUGUACACUGCUAUUCCCGAGGACCGUCUGGCAGGUCAAAGAAGAAUGCGAUGUGAUCUCCUCAAAUAUCUCGUCCAGGACGGUGAGCCUGCAGUACCGGAGCGAGUUCUCCAGGUGUUUGGUGAGCUUCGACCAGCCGCUCGCCGGUUAUCAUCAUACAGGGCAGCUAUCAAAGCAUACAUUGCACUAGGAAUGGUUGGGCCAGCAAUCCAGCUGCUGGACGAGCUCGCCCAUCCUACGAAUCACCACAAGAGUCUUAAUAUAAUGCGUAGCGGCAUAGACGUCAUCCUUCAUCGGCUCGUUCUCGACGAGCAGUGGGAUCUUGCUUUUCGUGUCUUCAGGACAUUCCGACGGCAGACGCAUGCAAUCCGUGGCAUGGCUACAUACAAGGCGAUAUGCUACGGAGAUACGCUUCCAGAGAUAUGGGGUGAGGUGGCAGGAUUGCCAGAACUGCCGGAGCAUUUCCAGUCUUUCUUACGGUAUGUCGGGGAGUCUCAACCCGAACUCAAGUCUUCGCAGCCAUUAGAGCGUGACUUGGCCUGCUUCGUCAUGACCUUCGUACCCCACGUAAUGGAUCGUGUCUUGAACACUAAAGAACUCGACGAAGAUUUCGUUUGGGAUUACUUCAUUAGACUCUUUGACGACCUCCACGCUCUACAACUCCCCACUUCAGCUUGCUAUGAGUAUGCUAUCAAACAGCUACUGAAUCUCCCACGUUACCAACAGUACAAUAACCAGCGAAAGAUUCCGCUCGAGCUAUAUAGAAGAUACCGACAGUUGUACCUCGACCAGACCGAACCCACUUCUGAAGCAAGACCAUCGGCGAACUUGAUAAGGAACCUGAUCUAUCAACACUCUACGCAAGGUGGCUUGGGGCGCGUUCAAGAACAUUUACAAGAUCUACGCGCUUGGUACCCCAAUCAGCCGCUACAGCCCGGGCUUCUUAAGCACUUGAUUCGGACAUAUGCGGAUGCUGGUCACGCGGAGAGGGUGCACGAAUAUGUCGAUGAGCUUAGGUCAUCUUACAAAGACGAAGCGACCAUCGAGGUUCUGUCAUCACUCCUCUAUGUGUACGCACGAAGGGCAGAUGUCGCCGGCACGAUUACGCAAUUCAAACGCAUACACGAAGAGUUUCAAAUGACUCCCGAUACCGCCUGCUGGAACAUUUUACUGCUUGCCUACGUCCGCGCCGAAGAUCUCGAUGGCGCUCUCGAAUGCUUUAACAAUUGCUUAGACUAUGGCGUUGUACCAGAUGUGAACACGUUUGGGCCUCUGCUCGACUUCUGUGCUCAUAGAGGCGAUGUUGAGGCUUUUGAGACACUAUUCUCGAAGGCCAAGCAGAUGGGGAUACAACUCGACAUGGAUGUUCGUGCAAGAGCGGGCUAUGUUGAAGCAUUUAUGAACGCUGGGGACGAAGAAGGCGCCGAAGCAAUUGCCCAAGGCAUGCUUAGUAGUUGGAAGGCAGGGAGACUCCACGGAGAACCUCUCACACACACCUGGAAUCUGCUGAUCCAACAGCGCGCUCUAGACCGCGACUUGGCGGGUAGCAGAGAGCAAUACAAACAAAUGGUCCAAAACAACAUCCCUCUGAACAGCUGGACUUAUGGCAGUCUGAUGCGAGCAUUAGUCGAAGUAAAGCAAACCAAUGCGGCUUACAAACUGUUGAGAGUUACAAUGCCGGAACAAGGAUUUCGGGUUCACGCACUACACUACGCUAUAGUCAUGACGGGCUUCCUGAGGGAGGGGCAGUAUGCCCAUGCGGUUAAAGCUUACGAAAGGAUGAAGGAACGCAAGGUCCCGCAAACAGAGAGCUCUCGCCAAGCCUCAAUACAAGUGCUUGGUUUGGCUGAUCGUCGAAAGCUUGAAAAGAGAGGAGCCAAACAUCCAAACUACAAACUCCUCAGGGUCGAGGAGGCUCUUGAAGAAAUGCUUGCCUCCAGUACAGCUCGGGAGAUCGCUCAUCGACAACCUGCACACGAACGAUCGACUGAUGUACACGACCCUGGUGCUCUUCCACAAUCCUACUACGGCCUUAUGAUAUCGUUGUACAGCGCUCGAUCAGCGUACAAAACCUGCAAGAAGCUUUUCCAAAAGGCUGAAGCAUUAGCACCAGACUCCGCGAACUACACAACACCGUUGACCCUUACCACGUCAAUAAUGGAGGCCCAUCUCAAGGCUGGCGACCACGCCGAAGUGGCUAAAUGUUGGGAAUUGGCACACGCUUCAGCCGCAAAUCUCACAAAGACCUUCCACCAAGCCGUGCACCAACCCGCCGCCGUCUCUAAUAACCCUGAAACCUCCGACCCUACUGAACACGAGUCCCUUAUCGACCCCUUGGUUCAACAACGCUUUCAAGAAUCACGCAUAUCAAACAAUCGUCGCAAUAUCCUCACUAAGCCUGCCCGCAUCUACAUUCGUAGUCUGCUCGCCCAAUCUGAGGAUCCCAACGCCUUGCAACAAGCACAGCACACUAUCCGCGACCUUCUCGUCAACGGUUUCACGAUCGAUACUCUCAUCUGGAACGAGUUUAUCCAGCAACUCGUUCUCCACGAUCGCCUAAUUGAUGCCUUCACCAUUUGCGAAGCAUACCUCAUGCCACGCUUCCCCGGUUGGCGCGAGCUCAUCCCCAACUACAUCCGCAAUGAUCGCAAGGGCUUCCAGUGGAUGGAGCUUCGCCACCACGAAAUCAAGAAGUCAAGCGUACUUCCGCGGUACAAGACUAUGGUCUUGCUAGCUAAGGCCUAUGGCCAGGUGAAGAGUGACGAGAGGAACGGCAUAGGAUAUGAUGCCGAUGCGGAGGCUUGGAUGGCAGAGAUUCUUGAACGUAGCGCGCCAUUGACUGUCAGGGCUCUUGAUACGAUGCCCAGGACAUUCGAUCAGUUACAGGAGAGGUACUUCAAUGGUGUUUUGUAG